AUGACAGAUUUGGGUUUGUUGCACCAUUUUCUUGGCAUGGGAGUGGUACAAACUGAUAAGCACAUUUUCAUUCACCAAAAGAAAUAUGCUAUGAAACUCCUUGAGAAGUUUGGAAUGAGAGACUGCAAGUCAGUGGCAAUUCCAUUAGUGGUGAAUGAGAAACUGUGUAAAGAAGAUGGAAGUGAAGCAGCAGAUGAAAGUGAAUUCAGACAGAUUAUAGGAAGUUUGCUUUAUUUGACUGCCACAAGACCAGAUGUCAUGUUUGCAUCUAGCUUGCUUGCUAGGUUUAUGCACAAUCCCACAAAGAAACACAUGGGAACUGCCAAAAGAGCCUCCAUCAAGCAAAGCACAAUUGCUUUGUCUACAGCCGAAGCUGAGUAUGUGAGUGCUGCAGAAGCAACUUCACAAGCUAAGUGGCUCAGAUUUGUUCUUGAGGACUUUGGUGAAGAACAGGUAGAAGGGACUCCAAUUUUAUGUGACAACACCUCUGCACUUGCAAUGGCAAGGAAUCCAGUUCAUCACCAGAAGACAAGACAUAUAAGCCGGAAAUUUCAUUUCAUUCGGGAAGCCAUUCAAGCAAAAGAAAUUGAACUCAUCUACUGCAAGACAGAAGAUCAAAUAGCAGACAUUUUGACUAAGGCUCUGCCUAAGGAUUGGUUUGUGAGGUUGAGAAGCCUACUUGGAGUGAAAUCAGCUAAAAGAUUAGAAGGGAGUGUUGAAAUAUAA
Messenger RNA from Prunus mume (Japanese apricot), 726 nucleotides. The record is from RefSeq and is a predicted model, not a curated record. Lineage: Eukaryota; Viridiplantae; Streptophyta; Magnoliopsida; Rosales; Rosaceae.